CCUAUCUUGAAAGUGAUGCAUUUUUAAAGGGUUUGUUCUUUUUGGUCAUUUACCGAGUGGGUUCUGUCGUUUUUUGCUGCUGCUUUGUGUAUGUGUCUUGCUGAGGAAACAUGCUGCGUAUGAGGGCGGCUGUCUGCCAGUUUUGGAGGGGGUUCAAAACCUUCCCUUGUGCAGCUGUGGAGGUGAAGAAUGAACCAAUCUUAGACUUCAAAGAGGGGAGUGCAGAAAGAAAAGAGCUCCUGGAGGCCUUAAACAACCUGAAGGGGAAGACCGAUGAGGUUCCAUGUGUGGUUGGAGAUGAACAUGUGUGGACUAAAGACAUCAGAUACCAGUUAUCUCCAUUCAAUCACUCGCAUAAAGUGGCAAAGUUCUGCUAUGCUGAAAAGGAAAUGAUCAAUAAAGCUAUCUUGGCAUCUGUGGCAGCGCGGAAAGAGUGGGACUUGAAGCCUGUUCAGGAAAGAGCUCAGAUUCUCUUCAAAGCAGCUGAUGUGAUCAGCGGAUCAAAAAGAGCAGAGAUCUUAGCAAAGACCAUGAUUGGGCAGGGUAAAACUGUGGUGCAGGCUGAGAUCGAUGCUGCCGCAGAGCUGAUUGACUUUUUUCGGUUCAAUGCCAAACAUGCCCUCGACUUGCAGAAACAGCAGCCGAUGGAUGGCGAGGGCAGCACAAACACCGCGCUCUACCGCGGGCUGGAGGGUUUUGUAGCAGCUAUUUCUCCUUUUAACUUCACUGCGAUUGGAGGAAAUCUGGCAGGUACCCCAGCUCUGAUGGGUAAUGUGGUCCUGUGGAAACCGAGUGAUGCUGCCAUGUCUGCAAGCUACACAGUCUACAAAAUCCUACGGGAGUGUGGUACCCCAAACAUCAUCCAGUUUUUGCCAGCCGAUGGGCCGGUGUUUGGAGAUACCGUCACUGCGUCUGAGCACCUCGCAGGCAUCAACUUCACAGGCAGCGUCCCGACCUUUAAGCGUCUUUGGAAGCAGGUCGCCCAAAACCUGGACACCUACCGGGUGUUUCCUCGGUUAGCAGGAGAGUGCGGUGGGAAAAACUUCCACUUUGUGCACAAAUCUGCUGAUAUGAAGAAUGUGGUGAUGGGGACGAUUCGCUCGGCGUUUGAGUACGGAGGUCAGAAGUGCUCAGCCUGCUCCAGGAUGUACGUACCAGAUACCGCGUGGCCUCUGAUCAAACAGGAACUUCUGGCCAUUCACAAAGAAAUCAAACUGGGAGAUCCCGUGAAUGACUUUAGCACAUUCUUCUCAGCAGUCAUUGAUGACAAGUCAUUUGGACGCAUAAAGAAGUGGCUUGAACAUGCCAGAUCCUCUCCCAAUUUACAAAUCAUCGCCGGGGGUAACUGCGACGAUAAGAAAGGCUACUUUGUGGAGCCAACCAUCAUUGAGACCAAAGACCCACAGGACUCUAUCAUGAAUGAGGAAAUUUUUGGACCCAUUUUGACGGUUUAUGUGUAUCCUGAGAGCAAGUUCAAAGACGUGCUACAUCUGAUCGACAACACGUCCCCGUAUGGACUGACAGGAGCAGUCUAUGCCCAAGACAAGAGUGUUAUUGACGAGGCCGCCAAAGUCCUGAGGCACUCUGCAGGAAACUACUAUAUCAAUGACAAAUCCACUGGCUCCAUUGUUGCUCAGCAACCAUUUGGUGGCAGCAGAGCUUCAGGUAAGGUUUCUUACGCCACAGAGUUUAAACCAGCAGGCUUUCUGCAUUUGUGGUUUGCAGCGUGUUUGAAAUGUUAUGUCAUGUGUUAA
Thalassophryne amazonica is the source of this 1754-nucleotide messenger RNA. It is a transcript of the gene aldh4a1, whose product is annotated as aldehyde dehydrogenase 4 family, member A1. The record is from RefSeq and is a predicted model, not a curated record. Gene Ontology annotation, molecular function: L-glutamate gamma-semialdehyde dehydrogenase (NAD+) activity. Lineage: Eukaryota; Metazoa; Chordata; Actinopteri; Batrachoidiformes; Batrachoididae.